UAUGAUCGAUAAAUAUGAUCAAUUUUAUUUACAAUUACAAGAGAGGACUGAUAAGGUGCCAAAAGGUGAUAUGAUUAUUUUAAUGAGAGAUUUUAAUGCUUGUGUUGGUAAACAAGAACAUUUAAUUAUAUCCCAGAUGGUCAGACCCCUUGUAGCUGAUCUUAAAAAUGAAAAUUGCAUUAGACUUGCCGAUUUUUGUUUAGCAAAUGGAGCUUUUGAAGACAAAAAAGAUGAUGAUGAUGAUGCUAAUAUUAAUUAA
Molecule: messenger RNA, 259 nt
Organism: Rotaria sp. Silwood1
Lineage: Eukaryota; Metazoa; Rotifera; Eurotatoria; Philodinida; Philodinidae
Source: the annotation of a GenBank genome assembly